CUGCGACACCUAGACCACCGCCAGAAUGCGACUGCCAUAUCGAAAUAAGAAGGUCACCCUGUGGGUGCUCUUCGGCAUCAUCGUCAUCACCAUGUUCCUAUUCAAAUUCACCGAACUGCGGCCCACAUGCCUCUUCAAGGUGGACGCCACCAACGAGCUCGCCUCCCAAAUGGUUCGCGUUGAGAAAUACCUCACAGAUGACAAUCAACGCGUUUAUUCAUACAACCGUGAGAUGCCAUUAAUAUUCAUAGGCGGCGUGCCGAGAUCUGGGACGACUUUGAUGCGCGCCAUGCUGGAUGCCCAUCCCGAUGUGCGCUGCGGGCAGGAAACCCGUGUCAUUCCGCGCAUCCUGCAGCUGCGCUCGCACUGGCUGAAGUCCGAGAAGGAGUCGCUUCGCCUGCAGGAGGCCGGCAUCACCAAAGAGGUCAUGAACAGUGCCAUCGCGCAGUUCUGUCUGGAAAUCAUCGCCAAACACGGCGAGCCGGCGCCGCGCUUAUGCAACAAGGAUCCGCUGACGCUGAAAAUGGGCUCCUAUGUCAUCGAGCUAUUUCCGAACGCUAAAUUCCUAUUCAUGGUGCGCGACGGCCGGGCGACAGUUCACUCGAUUAUAUCGCGCAAGGUGACAAUCACCGGGUUCGAUUUGAGCAGCUACCGGCAGUGCAUGCAGAAGUGGAACCACGCCAUCGAGGUGAUGCACGAGCAGUGCCGGGACAUCGGCAAGGACCGCUGCAUGAUGGUGUACUAUGAGCAGCUGGUCCUGCAUCCCGAGGAGUGGAUGCGAAAGAUACUGAAAUUCCUGGACGUGCCAUGGAACGAUGCGGUGCUGCACCACGAGGAGUUCAUAAACAAGCCGAACGGAGUGCCUCUGUCCAAAGUGGAGCGUUCGUCGGACCAGGUUAUCAAGCCGGUUAAUCUGGAGGCGAUGUCCAAAUGGGUUGGCCAAAUACCCGGCGACGUGGUGCGCGACAUGGCCGACAUAGCGCCCAUGCUGUCCGUGCUCGGCUACGAUCCGUACGCGAAUCCGCCGGACUAUGGUAAGCCAGAUGCAUGGGUGCAGGACAACACGUCGAAGUUAAAGGCCAAUCGAAUGCUGUGGGAGAGUAAGGCGAAGCAAGUGCUGCAGAUGUCAUCCAGCGAGGAUGACAACACGAACACCAUCAUCAACAAUAGCAACAAUAAGGAUAACAACAAUAAUCAGUACACAAUCAAUAAAAUUAUACCAGAACAACACAGCAGACAGCGGCAACAUGUACAGCAGCAACAUCUGCAACAGCAGCAGCAUCUGCAACAGCAGCAAUAUCAGCGGCAGCAGCAACAGCAGCAGCAUCAGCAGCAACAACGUGAGGAGGAGAGCGAGUCGGAAAGGGAAGCGGAACCGGAUCGAGAACAACAAUUGUUGCAUCAAAAGCCAAAGGAUGUCAUUACGAUAAAGCAGCUGCCAUUAGCUGCUAGCAACAAUAACAACAUCAACAGCAACAGCAACAACAUCAUGGAGGACCCCAUGGCGGAUACAUGAUAUCCGCACAUACCCAUAAGACUGCCGCGUGGCAAGCAUUGAACCUGGCUAACUCUCUUGGCUGCCGAUAAGGACAACGAUAAUGAUAACUGUUGCUGCUGCUGUUGCAAGAAACCAAUUUUAAAUUGUAUUAGCCGAGACCUUUACAUGCUUGAUACACAUAUGUAUUUGCAUAUAAUGUACGUGUAUUAAUGCUUCGUGAAGUUACCAAAAAAAAAAAGAAAAAAAAAACAAGCAGAAAAGCAAACAAUUAAGAAACAACAGGAUAAGUAGUUACACUUUAAAGAACGUUUCGUGACGAAAAGACUUAAAGUUGCAGGGAGAAAUGCCAAUUUAACAGCCAACCUCGCCCUGCGCCCUUUAAUUCGUAGUAAUUUAAUUUAUGCCUUAAUUAAUAUCUCAUAACUGGAUUUACCUUAAUGCGGGCUGGGCGUUGAAUUAUUAAAUUUAUUGUGCAAUGAAUUGCUUCAUUUGGUCCAUUGAAAUGGUCAGUACAAUUACUAUUAGCUUGAUUACCAGCUAAUCGUGUUCAACUGAUAAGCUACUUAAUUUAAUGAAAAAUUGCAUUCAUAUAAUUUAGUUCGAACUUUUGAUUAAAUGCGAUUUUUGAAAUAAUUUAAAGGCGACUAAAAUAUGAUAGUCUUUUGUUUAAUCGUACGGUUGGCAUUUACCCCUUCCCACGUCGUCUUACAGUCAAGAAACGCACUGUAUGCCUAAAUAUUAUUAAAUGUGUUGCAAGAUAAAAUGAUAACCACCAAAAGAAGCUGAAGAAAAAACGAGGAGUUUUUGCAAUGAAGAAGAUGCAGGAAAUCCAUUGCAUACUCUCACCGACCUCUUUUACAAUAUGAAAAGAUAACAAAACAUUUUAAUUUAGUUUAGAACUCUUUUUAAGCCUUUUUUGUACGAAUGUUUUUUGAGAGACUCGUGUCGGUUUAUCACUUAGAACGCCUUUUUUUUGUAUCUGUAAUUGUGUACAUAAAAUAUAAAUAUCUGAAUUAUGUUUCCCACUAAUCGAAUGAAUCUCUACCUGAAAUUCGUCUAUGGGCUCGCGGAAUCUUUAUAGGUUUUUAUAAGGAAUACAUUACAAUAUAACAUUAAGCACUGUUUAUAGUUUGCAAACGGUAGGACAAAGCAAAACGAAGUGUUUAGAAGUGUUAAAUUUUUAACGAAAAGAGCUUUUAAGGUGUUUAGUUUAAUAACUGUAAUCGUAUAUUAAAAUAUUUGCUGCUGUUGACAAAGAAAAAAAGACGUGAACUAGUAUAGAAAUAUUACAAUUUUGUAAACUUUUUUUUGUGUUGCAAUAAAUUGACUGAAUGUAAAGAAAACCAAUUUAAUAAAACCAUAUAUAUAUAUAUAUAUAUAUAUCUAUAAAUGUA
Molecule: messenger RNA, 2892 nt
Organism: Drosophila sechellia
Lineage: Eukaryota; Metazoa; Arthropoda; Insecta; Diptera; Drosophilidae
Gene: Tpst
Product: tyrosylprotein sulfotransferase
Exons: 7
Coding region: 26-1516 (496 amino acids)
Biological process (GO): peptidyl-tyrosine sulfation
Cellular component (GO): Golgi apparatus
Molecular function (GO): protein-tyrosine sulfotransferase activity
Source: RefSeq, a predicted model, not a curated record